AUGCUGACAGCUUCCAUAGAAAGAAUUGAUUUAAUAGCUCAAGAUAUAGAACCAAUAAUUCAAAAUUGCGCUAACCUUACUUCCGAACGACAAAAACAUGAAACAAAAAUUGCCGAGAUUCGUGCACAAUCUGUAAAGAUCAAAGAAUCGUCUGAUAAAAACGCAAAAAUUACAGAAAAUUGCUAUCAACAAUUUGUUGAUAUGGAUAAACUUCUUGAUGGCAUUAACUUAAAGUCAAUCACAGGUCCAUGGCUAUUGUCAUCAGAUAAUACAUAUACAUACAAAUUUAAUCUUCAUUCAUUAAUUAAUAAUGGCCAAACAGUACAAUCUGAACCGGUUCACACAUCACAAAGCGGAUACAAAUUGGCACUUAUUUAUGGAGUAUUUCUUGAUGAAAAAAGUCAAAAACGUUAUCUAUCUAUUUCGUUUAUAAUUCUUCCUGGAGAAUUUGAUGCCAUUUUAUCUUGGCCAUUUCGAUUUCCAAUCACAAUCAGUAUACUUAAUUUGAAAGAAACAAAAAAAAAUAUUAAUCAUUCAAUCCCAUGGAACUUUCAAACAGUGGCAUUUAAUAAACUUAUAAACAAUACAAAUGUUCCGUUUCAAAUAUCACAGUUUUGUCUCGUUGAUACACUUCUCGACAAUACCAACACUUAUGUACAAGAUGGUUUGAUCUUUGUAAAAAUUCAUAUUGAUUUUAUGGAACCAUCUGCGAAUCCAACUCCAAAUAAAGAAGGGUUAAGAACAAUACAAGAUCCUAUCCAGACUAAUAUUUUACAAAAUAUGCUGACCAAUUGA
Rotaria sp. Silwood2 is the source of this 795-nucleotide messenger RNA. Lineage: Eukaryota; Metazoa; Rotifera; Eurotatoria; Philodinida; Philodinidae. The record is from the annotation of a GenBank genome assembly.